Molecule: messenger RNA, 17767 nt
Organism: Dicentrarchus labrax (European seabass)
Lineage: Eukaryota; Metazoa; Chordata; Actinopteri; Moronidae
Gene: csmd2
Product: CUB and Sushi multiple domains 2
Exons: 72
Coding region: 797-11602 (3601 amino acids)
Source: RefSeq, a predicted model, not a curated record
CGAGCUAGAGAGGGAGAGUGGGAGAGAGAAAGAGAGGGAGGGAGAGAGAGAGAGAGAGAGAGAGAGAGAGAGAGAGAGAGAGACGCGCGCAGAGAAGGAGCAGGUCUGCAGUCUGAAUCUUGGCGUCGCACAGACCCGAGACGACGCUGUGGCCAAGCGCUGCGAUACUUGGAAUACAUACAUACCGCAUAUUUCUCUCCGUACAGAAAGAUCACUGACUGCACUCCAAUGUUGGUCGAGAACUUCUAAAACGGGGCGUUUUUUUUCUUUUCAUUCUUGGAUCCGGAUAACCUCUGUGGCUCUCCAUCUCCAUCAUUCGUCGUUCGUUCCUUUGAAUCUCGGUCUAAUGACGAGUUUAAACGUGGAUUAUCGGCACCGCAAAUGUUGUUAUUAAAGGGAGCUAAAUUAAAGAGAAGGACAAAUAAGUGCGGCAGGAUAAACUGAAGGAGGGAUCUCCUGCUUUUUGGCGUGUGUCCGGUAAAUAUCUAUUGCAUAUGUGGAGCGGACUAGGGAUUUUCGUGAUUUUUUACGCGUGUGGUAGAUCAGUGACCACUUGAAUCACGUUUCCCCCUUCGGUUUGCCUUCCCUCCUUUCCCCCCUUUAGGUGUGAAAUCUAUCUUCUCAGACAGAGACUCUGAACCCCUCGGUGCCCGCAUGACAUGGUUCAGUCCAGCUGCGAGAUCCGAGCCUCCUCCAUGCAUUGGGAUUUUUCUCAGCGCCGACACCGAGUGAAUCUCCCUUUUUUGACCAUCUGAGAACUAUCGUGCCUGCCAGAUCAGAGUAAAAAAGCCCUGCCAUGACCGCCGCUUCAAACCGGGACGGAGCAACGGGACUUGAGAGGAGACAGGAAUGCGCAUGCAGGAAAGGGGACGGAAUACGGAUUUUUGCUCUAAUGAAGGCGGGAGUGCAGGCGCACCAUUGGAGCCGGGUGCUGUUCUUAUAUAUGGGGCUACUGGCCGCCUCAGUAAAGGCUCAGAACUGCAGUUACACACUACACAGUCCCAAUGGGACAAUAGAGAGCCCCGGCUACCCUUACGGUUACCCUAACUAUGCCAACUGUACAUGGGUGAUUGUGGCAGCUGAGCACAACCGGAUACAGCUCGUGUUUCAAGGCUUCGCCCUAGAGGAGGACUUUGACAUCUUGUCUGUAUAUGACGGGCCACCUAGCCCGGGGAACCUGCGGACAAGGUUAACAGGGUUCCAGCUGCCUUCACCCAUUGUGAGUACAGGCUCUAGGCUCACACUGUGGCUACUGUCUGACUAUGCGGUCAGCGGACAGGGAUUCAAAGCCGUCUAUGAAGCUCUGCCCAGCUACACUUGUGGUAAUCCUGGACAGCUACUCAAUGGCCACCAGCAGGGGUCCACGUUCAACAUCGGGGACAAAAUCCGCUACAGCUGCAGCCCGGGCUAUGUGCUGGAGGGUCACACCACCCUGUCCUGCCUUGCCACUUCAGCGGGUACUGCUGCCUGGGAUUUUCCUCUUCCCUACUGCAGAGCGGAUGAUGGGUGUGGCGGGACACUGCGGGGCCAGAGUGGGGUGAUCACCACUCCCAAUUACCCAGCUGAGUACAACAACAAUGCUGACUGCACCUGGACUGUGCUAGCCGAGCCAGGAGACACCAUUGCCCUGGUUUUCUCUGACUUUCAGCUUGAGGACGACUACGACCUUCUGGAGGUCAGCGGCACUGAGGGCUCUUCUCAGUGGUUCACUGGCCCCAACCUCCCCUCACCCAUCAUUAGCAGCAAGAACUGGCUUAGACUGCACUUCACCUCUGAUGGCAACCACAAGUUGAGAGGUUUCAGCGCCCAGUACCAAGUGAAGAAGAUGACUGAACUUAAGUCUCGAGGUGUAAAGAUGUUGCCUAGCAAAGACAACCACCACAAGAUAUCCGUGUUGUCUCAGAUGGGUGUAGCGCAGGGGCACAACAUGUGUCCAGACCCGGGGAUCCCGGAUCGAGGAAAAAGAAAAGGUUCAGACUUCAGGCGAACAGCCACAGUGCAUUUCUCCUGCGACGAGGGGUAUGAACUGCAAGGCUCGAAGAGCAUCAUUUGUCUCAGAGUGACAGACAGCUAUGUAGGCUGGAGUGACGAUCGGCCCAUCUGCAGAGCACCAAUGUGUGGAGGUCAGUUGAAAGGGCCGGGCGGAGUCAUCACAUCUCCAAACUACCCUGUCCAGUACGACAACAAUGCUAACUGCACUUGGGUCAUCACAGCCACAGACACAUCUAAGGUGAUCAAGCUGACAUUUGAGGAUUUUGACCUGGAGCGAGGCUAUGACACCCUGACUGUGGGAGACGGCGAGGUGGUGGGAGACCAGAAGACCAUCUUCCAUGUCCUGUCUGGUACCACCACUCCAGACCUUGUGGUUAGCACCAGUCACCAGAUGUGGCUCAAUUUCAAAACAGAUGACACCAGUGGCUCCCUGGGCUUCAAGGUGUCUUACGAAGAAAUCGACCAAGGCAGUUGUGGAGAUCCUGGAAUCCCAGCUUAUGGCAAACGGGAGGGGACAGGUUUUCGUCACGGGGACAGACUCUACUUUGAGUGUCUGCCUGCCUUUGAGCUGGUGGGAAAGAAGAACAUCACCUGUCAGAAGAACAACCAGUGGUCGGCGAAGAAACCCAGCUGUGUUUUUUCCUGUUUCUUCAACUUUACUACUCCAUCCGGGGUGCUGCUGUCUCCCAACUACCCUCAGGAGUACGGCAACAAUAUGCACUGUGUGUGGCUGAUCAUCACCAACCCUGAGAGCCGAAUCAAUCUGGCCUUCAACGACCUCAGCAUGGAGAAACAGUUUGACUUCCUCUCGAUCAAGGAUGGGGGAAAGGCUGAGUCUCCUAUCCUGGGAACCUUUUCCGGUGACGUCCUGCCUCCCUCUAUAACAACUAGUGCCCAUGUGGCCCGACUGGAGUUCCUGACUGACCACACCUACACAGACAGAGGCUUUAACAUCACAUUUACAACAUUCCGCCAUAAUGAGUGCCCAGACCCUGGUGUGCCAGUGAAUGGGAAGCGCUUUGGUGAGAGCCUUCAGCUAGGCAGUUCCAUCUCAUUCCUGUGCGAGGAGGGCUUUGUUAAGACCCACGGCUCGCAAACCAUCUCCUGCAUUCUCAAGGAUGGCAAUGUGGUCUGGGAUAAUGCGGUUCCCCGCUGUGAAGCCCCAUGCGGAGGGGAUCUGAAGGCUCCCAGCGGGAUCAUCCUCUCCCCUGGCUGGCCAGAACUCUAUAAAGAGGCCCUUAACUGUGAAUGGAUCAUUGAGGCUCCUCCAGGCUACCCCAUCAAGAUCAUCUUCGACAAGUUCCGCACUGAAGUCAACUAUGAUGUCCUUGAGGUGCGCGAUGGCCGCUUUCCAUCUUCACCUCUAAUUGGUAGUUACCAGGGCACCCAGGUUCCACAGUUCCUCAUCAGCACCUCCAACUUCCUGUUUCUCCUCUUCUCGACUGACAAGAGCCACUCUGACAUCGGCUUCCGCAUACGUUACGAAACUCUGCAGUUACAGUCAGAUCACUGCGUGGACCCCGGUAUACCUGUCAACGGACAGCGACACGGCAAUGACUUCUAUGUGGGCGCUUUGGUGACAUUUAGCUGUGAGGCAGGGUACACACUUAGUGACACGGAGCCAUUAGAAUGUGAACCCAAUUUUCAGUGGAGCCGCCCCCUGCCUAGCUGUGAUGCAUUGUGCGGAGGUUAUAUCCAGGGCAACUUUGGUACCAUCCUGUCACCUGGCUUCCCAGACUUUUACCCGCACAACCUGAACUGCACAUGGAUAAUCGAGACCUCCCAUGGCAAAGGUGUCCAGUUCACCUUCCACACCUUCCACCUUGAGAGCCCUCAUGACCAUUUGUUGGUGACAGAGAACGGUAGCUUCUCUCAGCCCCUGUGGAAACUGACAGGCUCUACACUGCCUCCGCCUCUAAGCGCAGGGCUGUUUGGAAACUACACAGCUCAGAUCCGCUUCCUCUCUGAUUUCUCUGUUUCCUACGAGGGAUUCAACAUCACUUUCUCAGAGUAUGAUUUGGAGCCAUGCGAGGAUCCUGGAAUCCCUCCCUACAGUACCAGAAAAGGCCUGCAGUACGGAGUGGGCGACGCUCUCAUUUUCUCCUGUUUCCCGGGUUACCGACUGGAGGGUCCGGCGAGGGUGAUUUGCUUAGGGGGCAGGAGGCGGGUGUGGAGCUCCCCUCUGCCAAGGUGUGUUGCUGAAUGCGGCUCAUCCGUGACCGGCAUGCAAGGGGUGCUGCUCUCGCCCAACUACCCUGGUUACUACGGCAACAACCACGAGUGUAUCUACUCCAUCCAGACGCAGCCUGGCAAAGGCAUCCAGCUUCGAGCACGGGACUUCAGACUGGAGGAGGAUGACAUGCUUAAAGUCUUUGAUGGCAGCAGUAAUAAGGCUCGUCUGCUGGGGGUGUUUACAGGCAACGAGCUGCUAGACACAACCCUGAACUCCACCUCCAGCUCCAUGUGGCUGGAGUUCAUCAGCAAUGCGGAUAACACCAGUAAAGGCUUUGAACUGCACUUUAUUAGUUUUGAGCUGGUGAAAUGUGAGGAUCCAGGUGUUCCCCAGUUCGGCUACAAGCGGGAGGACAAGGGUCAUUUUGCAGGGAGCACCGUGUCGUAUAGCUGCGACCCAGGCUACACCCUGAAAGGCCCCGAGGCGCUCACCUGCCUGAGGGGGGAAAGGAGGGCAUGGGACAGCCCCCUCCCACUCUGUGUUGCGGAGUGCGGGGGCAGCAUCAAGGAUGAGCCCUCUGGUCGUAUCCUGUCUCCGGGCUACCCAGCUCCAUAUGAGCACAACUUGCACUGUAUGUGGACCGUUGAGGCCGCUCCUGGAAGCACUAUCAGUCUACAUUUCCUGGUUUUUCACACGGAGGAAGUCCACGAUGUGCUUCGGAUCUGGGAUGGGCCCCAGGAUGGAGGGGUCCUGCUGAGGGAGCUGAGUGGCUCAGCCCUUCCCCCAGAUGCCCACAGCACCUUCAACACUGUCAGCCUGCAGUUCACUACUGACUUCUUCACAAGCAAGCAGGGUUUCGCUCUGCAGUUCUCUGUCUCUACUGCAACCUCCUGCAAUGACCCGGGCAUGCCUACUAAUGGGACCCGCAGCGGGGACAGCAGGGAGCCCGGGGACCAUGUGGCGUUCCAAUGUGAUCCUGGCUACAUCCUGCAGGGAGCCAACAGGAUCACCUGCACUGAAAUCAACGGUCGCUUCUUUUGGCAGCCAGACCCUCCGACAUGUGCAGCUCCAUGUGGCGGGAACCUGACAGGUCCUAGUGGACUAAUUCUGUCUCCAGACUAUCCUGAACCGUACCCCCAUGGAAGGGAGUGUGACUGGACAGUUACUGUCACACAGGACUAUGUCAUCGCUCUUAGCUUCAACCAGUUCAGCUUGGAGCCCAGUUAUGACUUCUUACAUAUCUACGAUGGGCCGGACUCCCUCAGCCCCUUGCUAGGUAGUUUCUAUGGCACAGACGUUCCAGAUCGCAUUGAGAGUAGCUCCAACACGCUCUUCUUGGCCUUCCGGAGUGAUGCUUCCCUCAGUAGCAAUGGAUUUGUGCUGCAGUACACAGAGAACCCCAGGGAGUCCUGCUUCGAGCCGGGGCUGGUGCGCAAUGGUACACGGGUGGGCACCGACCUCAAGCUGGGCUCCACUGUCACCUACCACUGCGACAGUGGCUACACACUAGAGGGAGACCCAACCCUCACUUGCAUCAUGGGGGGAGAUGGCAAGCCAAGCUGGAACAAACCCAAACCCAUCUGCAUUGCUCCAUGUGGUGGACAGUACUCAGGUUUGGAGGGAGUGGUCUUGUCUCCUGGUUACCCUGGCAACUACAGCAGUGCACGGACCUGUCUCUAUUCUGUAGUGGUGCCCAAGGAUUAUGUGGUCUUCAGCCAAUUCGCCUUCUUCCAGACAGCUCUGAAUGACAUUGUGGAGGUUUAUGAUGGGGCGACACAGCACUCCCGUGUUCUCAGCUCCCUUUCUGGAGCACACACAGGUGAGUCGUUGCCAUUAGCAACCUCCAACCAAAUCCUGAUCCGCUUCACCUCCAAAGGCCAAUCCAGCUCUAGAGGAUUCCACCUGGUUUACCAGGCUGUGCCACGGACCAGUGCCACCCAGUGCAGCUCAGUCCCUGAGCCCCGGAAUGGCCGCCGUAUGGGUAACAACUUUGCUGUUGGCGCCGUGAUCCGCUUUGAGUGCAGUCCAGGUUAUAUGCUGGAGGGAUCGAGUGCCAUUGAGUGUUUGACGGUUCCUAAUGCUCUGGCACAAUGGAACAGCUCCAUACCCAGCUGUAUAGUUCCAUGUGGAGGCAAUCUGACCCAUAGAACUGGCACCAUUUUAUCCCCGGGCUUUCCUGAGCCUUACCUCAACAGCCUCAACUGUGUCUGGAAGAUCACAGUCCCUGAAGGUUCAGGAAUCCAGAUCCAGGUAAUCAGCUUUGUCACAGAGCAGAACUGGGACUCACUGGAGGUGUUUGACGGAGGAGACAACACUGACACCAUGCUUGGCAGCUUCUCAGGCACCACGGUCCCAGCUCUCCUCAACAGCACCUCCAACCAACUCUACCUCCACUUUUUCUCUGAUAUUAGUGUGUCUGCGGCUGGAUUCAGGCUGGAAUACAAAACGGUGUCUCUGACCAACUGUCCAGAGCCUGUGGUUCCUAUGAAUGGCAUCAAGGUUGGGGAGCGUCUUCAGAUGAAUAAUGUGGUGUCUUUCCAGUGUGAACCUGGAUAUACUCUACAGGGGAACUCGCAUAUCACCUGUAUGCCUGGAACUGUCAGACGAUGGAACUACCCACCUCCUCUCUGCAUAGCUCAAUGUGGUGGAAUCCGGGAGGAGAUGGAGGGCAUGAUUCUCAGUCCUGGUUUCCCUGGCAACUACCCUAGCAACAGUGACUGCACCUGGAGAGUCUACCUGCCAGUUGGUUACGGAGCCCACAUGCAGUUCCUCAACUUCUCCACCGAGGCCAACCAUGAUUUCCUUGAGAUACGCAAUGGGCCCCUUGAUACAAGCGCAGUUAUCGGCCGAUUCAGCGGCCAAGAUAUUCCAUCCUCCCUUCUCACCACCUCCCAUGAGACCACAGUAUAUUUCCAUAGUGACCAUUCACAGAACAAACCGGGUUUCCGAUUCGAGUACCAGGCUUAUGAGUUACAGGAGUGUCCUGAUCCAGAGCCUUUCCGCUACGGAGUGGUGGUGGGCGCUGGCUACAAUGUGGGCCAGUCCAUUUCCUUUGAGUGUCUACCUGGGUAUCAGCUAAUGGGACAUUCCAUCCUCACUUGUGAGCAUGGCACCACCCGCAAUUGGGAUCACCCUUUCCCUCGCUGCGAAGUGCCUUGCGGUGGGAACAUCACAUCGGACAAUGGGACCAUCUUCUCGCCAGGUUACCCAGAGGAGUACCCUAGCUCAGCUGACUGCUCCUGGCUGAUCACCGUAGCUCCUGGUUUUGGCAUCAAACUCAACUUCUCCCUGCUUCAGGUUCAUGGGCCACACGACUUUAUCACCGUCUGGGAUGGACCACAGGAGACAGCCAGGAAACUGGGAGUGUUCACUGAUGGGGAGCCCAAUGACCCGCCCAGUAGUACAUCCAAUCAGGUGCUGAUACGUUUCCGUAGUAACACAGAGAAGGGUGGACUGUUUCGUAUUAGCUAUCAAGCAUACCGACUGCAGUUCUGCCUGCCACCCCCCAUCAUUCCUAAUGCAGAGAUCCUAAUGGCAAGCAAAGAGUUUAAAAUUGGUGAUAUAGUGCGCUACCGAUGCCUUGCAGGCUACCAGUUAAGUGGAAACAGCAUCCUGACCUGCCGGUUGGGGACACACUUGGAGUUCGAGGGGCCUCCUCCCUCAUGUGAUGUGACUUGUCCAAUGAAUGAGGUACUAACAGCUUCCACAGGCGUCAUCAUGAGCCAGUCACCAGGCAACGGUUUUCCCCAUUUUGAGUCCUGCUCCUGGGUGGUCAAAGUGGAACCUGGCUACAACAUCACCUUCACUAUAGAACACUUCCAGACCAGCCGUCAGUUUGAUGAGCUGGAGAUCUUUGAUGGCCCAUCAAGACAGAGCCCUCUCCUGAUUACCCUCAGUGGUAACUAUUCCAACCCACUGAGCAUCACCAGCUCCAGUAACAAAGUCUUCCUGCACUGGUCCUUUGAUCACACCACCAGCCACAAAGGCUUUCGCAUACGCUACUCAGCGGCCUACUGCAGCCCUCCAAACAAUCCUGUAAAUGGCACAGUGCACAGUCUGACAGGCACUAAGCUGGGCAGCACCCUGCGUUUCAGCUGUGACCAGGGCUUCCGGCUUAUUGGCCAGAGCAGUGCCACAUGCACCCGGACUGCACAUGGGAUCUACCAGUGGAAUGCACCAGUGCCACUUUGCCAAGUCAUGUCCUGUGGAAUGCCAGUGCCUCCAGUCAAUGGCAGUAUUGUGGGCCAGGACUUUUCUCUAGGUGCCACGGCCACAUACCAAUGUAAUCCCGGAUUUCGGCUUGCCGGGCCUGUCACCACCUCAGUGAUCUGUCAAGAAUCUGGGAGGUGGAGCCCCAUUGAGGCUCCACCCAGAUGUGUUCCUGUGACCUGCCCAGACAUUGGCCAUUCUGCUGUGGAGCAUGGGAGAUGGAGGCUGAUCUAUGGAACUCAAAACCAAUAUGACGCUAUAAUGAUGCUCAUAUGUGACCCAGGAUAUUACUACAGGGGUCAAAGGGUAAUUCGCUGCCAGGCCAACAGCACCUGGAACUACCCAGAUCCACGGCCAGUGUGCGAGAUCAUCUCCUGUGGGGACCUUGGGACUCCACCAAAUGGUAACAAGAUUGGGACACUGACUGUGUACGGAGCCACUGCCAUUUUCUCCUGCAACACGGGGUAUACCUUGGUGGGCUCUCGGGUACGAGAGUGUUUGUCCAAUGGGCUUUGGAGUGGAACACAGGUCCAGUGUCUAGCUGGCCAUUGUGGCACCCCGGAGCCUAUAGUAAACGGACAGAUCAUUGGGGAGAAUUAUAACUAUCGAGGUAGCGUCGUAUAUCAGUGUAACCCAGGAUUUCGUCUCAUCGGGGUGUCAGUGCGAAUCUGUGAACAGGAUCACCGCUGGUCAGGACGCAGUCCCGUCUGUGUCCCUAUAACAUGUGGUCAUCCUGGCAACCCUACCUUCGGUAUGACCCAAGGAACCCAGUUCAACUUAAAUGAUGUUGUGCGAUUUGUCUGCAAUACCGGAUAUGUUCUGCAGGGGGCUGUAAAAUCUGCCUGCCAGGCCAACGGGCAGUGGAGCAACGCCCUUCCCAGGUGUAAAAUUGUGAACUGUACAGAACCAGGCCAUGUAGAGAACAGCAUCAGGCAGGUUCUGCCCAGCGGGCCGCAUCGCUACAGCUUCCAGACCACUGUGUCCUACCGCUGCAACCCAGGCUACUACCUGCUGGGCACCAGCUCCAUCUCCUGUCAGGGGGACGGUACCUGGGAUCGCUCCCUGCCCAAGUGCCUGUUGGUGCUGUGUGACCGCCCCAGCAUGCCUCCCUACGCCCAGAUCUCAGGCGACCGUCGGACAGUAGGCUCAGUCAUCCGCUACAGCUGCAUCGGCCAGCGUACCAUCAUCGGCAACACAACACGAAUGUGCCAGCUGGACGGCCAGUGGAGCGGCUCACCUCCACACUGCUCUGGCGAAUCUGCCGGGCUGUGUGGCGAUCCAGGCGUUCCUGUGCAUGGUAUCCGUCUGGGAGAAGAAUUUACAGUGGGCAGUGUUGUACGCUUUAGCUGUGAGCCUGGCUAUAUGCUGAAGGGUUCACCAGAUAGAAGUUGCCUGGCCAAUGGGACCUGGAUCGGCACCCAACCUGAGUGUCAUGUGAUGUCCUGUGGAAACCCUGGAACUCCACGGAAUGCCCAAAUCCUGAUCCAUGAUGGCCUAACGUUUUCUAGAUCCAUCACUUACGCUUGCAGGGAGGGCUACUACUCUACUGGCCUGCUUACCAGACACUGCACUGUUAACGGGACCUGGACCGGCAACAUGCCAGAGUGCUCCGUAAUCAACUGUGGUGACCCUGGGGUGCCAGCCAAUGGGGUGAGGUUGGGCAAUGAUUUCACCUACAAUCACACAGUGAGUUUUCAAUGUUCUCCUGGUUUCACCAUGGAUGCUGACCGGGCCUCAACUCUCAUCUGCACCAAGGACCGCACCUGGAAUGGCACCAAACCACUCUGUAAAGCAAUCGUAUGCGGUCCACCACCCACCAUCCCUAAUGGACAGGUUGUCGGUACAGACUUCACCUGGGGCUCUAGCAUCAGCUACUCAUGCAACCAAGGUUACCAGCUGUCCCUGCCCACUGUGUUAACAUGCCAGGGCAAUGGCAACUGGAGUGGAGAGAAACCCCAGUGCUUCCCUGUGUUCUGUGGAGACCCAGGGAUGCCAGCACAGGGGAGGAGGGAGGACCGAGGAUUCACCUAUCUGUCCUCUGUCUCCUUCUCCUGCUACCCUCCCCUCGUCCUGGUGGGCUCUACUAGGAGAUAUUGUCAGUAUGAUGGCACCUGGAGUGGCACACAACCCUCGUGCAUAGAUCCCAGUCACACUACCUGUGGAGAUCCUGGCAUUCCUCUCUUUGGAAAUCAGAACAACAGCCAAGGCUACCAGAUCAGCAGCACUGUGUUCUUCAGCUGUAGAAAGGGAUACUUACUGCAGGGCUCCAUUUCUCGCACUUGUCUGCCCAACCUCACUUGGAGUGGUUUUCAGCCUGAGUGCAUCGCCCACCACUGCAGCCAGCCAGAGCUGCCGGCCCAGUCUGAUGUGAGAGCCAUUGAACUGCCUUCCCUUGGCUACACGCUGAUCUAUACAUGUCAGCCUGGCUUCUACUUGGCCGGAGGAUCAGAGCACAGGACCUGCCGGUCCGAUGGUAGCUGGACAGGAAAACCACCUCUCUGUGCAGCUGAUAAUCGCCCUAGUGGGAAGAGCCCAGUGGGGACAGUGCAGGAGCCACCCUCCAAAUUACCAGUCCCUGGUGGUGUAUUCGCUAAGAACUCUCUGUGGAGGGGAUCCUAUGAGUACCUGGGGAAGAAGCAGCCGGCUAUGCUCAGCAUCACUGCCUUUGAACCGUUUAGCAACCGGGUUAACGGAACACUCAUCGACCACAGCGGAGUGGAACUCAAACUGGCCGGCACAUAUAAGAGGGAGGAGGCUCAGCUGCUGCUACAGGUCCACCAGAUCAGAGGCCCUGUGGAGAUCUUUGUCAACAAGUUCAAAAUAGACAACUGGGCACUCGACGGACAUGUGUCCUACAUCUCCGCAUCCAACUCCUUUGUGUACCAGGGAUUUGUCAGAGGAAAAGGCUUUGGCCAAUUUGGUCUCCAGAGACUGGAGAGUUUAGAUCCCGGCAGUGAAAACCCAGGCUACAACUUUGCGUCCAACAGCAGUUCAGUGGCGGCAGCCAUCCUAGUGCCUUUUAUAGCCAUGAUCAUUGCUGGCUUUGCUCUGUACCUCUACAAACACAGAAGAAGACCCAAAGUCCCUUUCAAUGGUUACGUGGGCCAUGAGAACACUAAUGGACGAGCUACGUUCGAGAACCCGAUGUAUGACCGCAACAUUCAGCCUACUGACAUCAUGGCCAAUGAGACAGAGUUCACAGUCAGCACAGUGUGCACAGCUGUAUAGCAACUGCUUCCUCCACAGUUAGGGGAGGAGAAGUGCACCACAUCUUCGCCUGCCUGCCAACAGAGGACAUCUAUAGUUCCUCGAGCAGAGGGCAAGACAAGGAUUAUUUUAUUCGCUGACAUACAUUCAAGAAACAUCUCCAGUGGCAACUGUCCUGCUGGAGAAGAGAAAAAAAAAGAAACCAUGUGAAGGCAAGAAGGACUAUAACAAACACCACCAACAAAAUGCUUUUUGUAACUUUACAUGGUUUCUUAAUCAUUUUUCCAUAUUUCGAGGAAAAGCUUCCACCUGAAACUGCAGCCGGCAGGAGCGAUGCUGGAAGCAAAGCUGUGAUGACUUUACUCACCGCCCUCCGCCUAAACCCAAAGGGAAUUUUAUGGUCAACUUUAAGUCAUGAAAAUUGACCUGUAGCUAACAGAGAUCUCUGUGCAAGUGAACUAUAUAGUGGACAGCCCCGUGUUGGCCGGUGUGAGACAGAAAGAGAUUGUCUGGACUGUUUCGAUUCACUCUUCUCUCAUUUGCCUUUUUUUUUUUUUUUUGGCUCUCUUUUUUUAUACGCUGCUUGCUUUCUGUGAUGAGUAAUUGGGAACCCUGUUUUUCCCUUACCGUCUGCUCCUGAGGCUUUUGAAAGGUUUCAUCAGUGGGCCCGAGUCUCUGGUUGAGGAUGAAUUAAAAAUUCAGUAAGUUUUGAAGGCCAUGUUGGAGACACACAUUCUAUCAUUACUUUUUGAGCUUGACUCAGUCCUUUUUUUUUUUUUUGAAGCAGGGAGGAAAUUCUGCUUGCUGAAGCAGCUGUGUCCAGAGCAGGGGUUAAAAGGUAGCUAGGGCUGCUGAAAAAAGCACUUAGUGAGGGUGUAGAGAGAAUGUAUGUGUAUAUGUGAGUGAGUGAGAGACUGUGUGCAUUUGUGUGGCGGCUGCAUCUGCAAUCUACCCAAAAUAUCUCCUGUCUGUUUGAGCCACAAAGAUUCCACCAAACACACAACAGAAUUUUUUUCCCACAUUUAUUUUAGUUGAUUUUAUUCUGAAGAAAUACUGAGGAUUGGGUGUAGGAUUAUCACUAUAAUGGAUGCUCUGGACACACAAUAAAACAAACACUGACAAUGUAUAGAUUCACUGAGAAAAUUAAAACUGAAGCCAGUAUCAGUCUCUAGUUCCAACUUCCAUCUACUUUCUCUUUGUUUGUAGUGAUUCAUGUGCGAUCACUUACACUACAUGUUUGUGUGUGGGAGAGACUGAAAAGAAAGUGUGGAUAGACAAAUCCACCUCUCUAACCGAUGCACCAAAAUAAAAAUGUUAAACGAGGCAAUACUGUCAGAUUUGCUUCGCAUUAGCAUCGGUUAAGACCUUCCUGCCACUGUCACUCUGAGGCACUUGAGGAGAAAAAGACAUUGGCUGGGUCAAAGCAGGGAUGACAACUGCGAUACAAUAUAUUUCCAUGGAUAUAUAAACACCUCGGGACCACAUCCUUUUUACCGUCCUUCAUUUCUAAAAAUCUGAACAAAACUGUAGCAUCCAGUUAGAGAACAACAAGUGGCACAUUCUCUUUGACUUUCUUUCUGAUCCCGGGUCCACCUUCACAUGCUUCUGUGUCUUAAAGGUGGUACGUACUGUAUUUUCCCUGAGAUCAAGAUGCAGUAUGAGCUCCCUACACUUGGCCUCAGGAAAACAAAGAUCAAAGUGUGGUCAUGUUUGAACUCCCUCGAAAUGUGCAACUGAAGGCGCUCCACUCUGAAGAAUGGAUGAGUGAUCUGUUCCCCUCUGGAUUACAUUCAGGUCUUUUCCUCCAAGUUAACUUCUGACAGCUCCAUCCUUUUGAAAAAAAAAGAGAGCAGGGUUGUUUUGUUUUGUGUUCGCUCGUCAUAAAAACGUUGCAGAAGGCUUGACAGCAGGGGAGUUGCUGGCAUGCUGAUUACUCCCAUGCAUUAAAUUGGAAAUGAUAAAUAUGAUAUGGAAAAAAGUGUUUAUGCCUCAACUGGGGAGUGAUAUACAGAAAAUAUUGUUUUGAAAGUGCGACACAGGAGGGAACUGUCAUCAGAGAUAACCGCAGGACUACAUUGGCUUGUGACAUGCCUGUUGAGAAGAGAGAAUUCCAAACGUUAAUGCUUUUGUGACCCUUAUAAUGUGUGAGUGUGUGUGUGUAAAAUGUACAUGUGCGGUGGAGUCCAAGGACAGAAACCUACUGGAUUUCAAACACCCUGCUCCCAGCUAUUUACCACUUACUAUCCCCAUACCUGUGUAUCCUGUGGAUGCUGAGUGGGGUGAAUAGUGCUCAAAUUUCACUGCAGCAAACUGAACCAUUACAUGCAAUUUGUAAGAUUUGGUAUUUAUAUGGCGCGCCCAGUUGCAAUACUGUCGUAACUAAGGACAGCUGUACUCAUGCAUUUUAUAAGAUUACAUCAUUUAAGUUAAAAAACUAGCAAGUCGACAACUUUGAUAGCACAGUCAAACAUCAAGCAAGUGCAGCAAAACAAUAGAUAGCAACCCCACUAAUAUUCCUGAGUAGUCCAACAGCAAGAAGGCCCGAUCGCCGUCUGUCACAAAGCCAGUUGGAGAUUUACCCCUCUCUAAUGGCCCCUCUGUCUCCUCGCCUCUGUCAUUUGCUAUGUCCAUAGAACCUGUUCAGUUUGGUCACGUUAGACACCGGCACCACCCUCCUGUCACCAGUUCUUAAAAUGUCCUCCUUCCUGUGGUCCAAAGCUCCUGUGCUGCCAGUGUAAACACCAACUUUGCUUAGUGUAGCAUUAAAAGGAUUUUAAAGCUGUCAUUUUAAGGUAGGAAAGUUCCAUAAUGUUGCUUUAAUUCAGGCUUGCUUCACUGUCAAACCCAUAUCAAAUCCUGAAUUCAUCUUGCCAUUAUGACAGGACAGAUUCUAAAUUAUGUAACGUUUGAAUCCAAAAAGAAGCAGUUUAAAACAUCCAUACUUCUUUGAUUUACCAUGUAUUCUUUGACAUCCUUCUUUUUAGUGAGAAUUAAGGAGGGAAAUGACUUGCAUGGACUUGUUUUGGUACAUUAUCAUACAUUAGAUAUAUAAAUGCAGCUGUGGCUUUCACAGUCAAAAUCAACCUUCAUACCAACAGGUAUUUUUAAUGAAGUCUUUAAAAUCACCUACAGUACAUAAUUUCCCUCAGAAAUCCAGGCCUUUGAAACCAAUCACUGUAUUGUUCCUUCAAUCAGUUUCGCUGUAGGUCGGUAAUUGCUUUUACAAUUUUAUUACUUUUAAAGCUCUCACUUAUCUCAACAGUACAGAUAGAAUAUUGCCCCUUGCCUGCUCUGGUCGUGAAUUGAUGGAAAAGGAAACGAUUGAAUUACCCUGGAGAUUUCACGGGGAGAGGAGCAGUUGCACUCACAUUAUCUUGAAGACAGUGGUACUCAGUUCUCAUAGUUUUGUGCGGCAGUGGCAUUGUGCAUUUCAUUUAUUUUUAUUCUGAAAUGGCUCCAAAUAUUUCAGCAGUCAAUAGCUUCAUUACAUUCCAGUUAGUCUCUUUUAAGGCCACUUUAAAGUGGUCUUUUCCCCUCCAUUCAUUCCUCCCAUGGCAGCAUUUAACACACAUUAUGCAACACAUUAUUAAGCUGCGUUGAGUAUUAAACAAACAAAUGUGAUUAGCCAUUGCAAUAGAACAUGAUGCCCCCGCUCCCUAGAUGAAACUGAUUCUAUUUGACUAGAUUUAGACUGUAGAUUUGGACAAACAAAAUACAGAAGCAUAAGCUCACACAACUAUGAUUGUUUUUACAAAUAAGGGCUCAGUCUCAAUAAAUUCAGAAAUGGUUUUAAAGAGCCAGACUCAUACCUUUUUACAUGUUUGUUUUUAUUACCUAUUCCAGUCUCCAAUAAGCACUUUACCUUCAUUAUAGUGCCUUGGUACAACCCCAUGAUGUGAUAAACCAGCUUAAGUGGCUCCAUUUUUGUGUUUAGAAAACCAAACUUCAUAAUUUACUAAGAUUGGGUGGAUUAUACUGUUUUUCUCUCAGAUAUGAAUUCACAGCUCUUUGCUCUGGUUUUCCAUCAAGUCCUUGUUAUCAUCUCUGCCUGUAUAAGCCCCAACACACAGAUACACACCUGCUGAAGAAACUGGUUUUGAUCUUACAGGAAAAAAUUUAGCUUGUUAAUAAGAUAACAUCAGAAUUCCCCCCCAAUCCUAAAUGAGACAUGGGCUCAUUAGUACUGUAUUUCUAUGUGCAAGGACAAUUGUCUCGGAUUUGUGUGCUUGCCUACAUGUUUGGCUGAGUGUUUGUGUCAUGUGUGUUUUUUGAGAGUUUAAAAAGUUACAUUUUCAACCAAAGAGAGUUAUAUACAUUCAACCAAAUUAGAAUUAGGCAAAAUUACAAAAUGAAGAAAUCUGUUCGCCAUGUUGCUUCAUUUAGUUUCACUAGUUAGAAAAGUUUUUAAUGGGGAACAUGACAUUUUCAAAAAAUUGAUGCUGGGAAUUUUGCAGAAAUGGGAGCUUUUACUUAAUGGGCGCUACAUCUAUAGAAUUUUUUUUUCUUUUUAACCCAUCUGGGUUAGUCCUGAAAGUUCUCAAAGAAAGUUCAGUACAGUUAUAUGAAAAUGAAGAUCAGUGAGUUCUGGAUGGAGCCGUGUUAUAAGAGUUUGAAGAGAGUCUUUCUUGAUAGCAGCUGGCUACUUCCUGGUUCUCUUUGCAUAUUUUAAGACAGAAACUCUGUUCAUCCGUGGUUCAUUUUUGUUAUCAGCCAGACACAGCUCUGAGUCCUCUCCUGCUCACCAUCUCUUCUAUAAUGAAGCACACCACAGCUAUGUUCUUUGAGUUCCCAUUGAGUUCACUGAAUUUUCUCACAGCCAGGGAGUAGACCAAAAGCUUCCCAAUUUCUUUCUGCAACUAGAGCUCUCACUUUUCAGCACAGGCCACAGUGUACGUGUAUUGAAAAAGCAAGCAAUCCAUCAGUCAUGCGGUGUGACAUAUUCUACAUCAGCUAUCAUUUCUAAUCUCCCAUCUUUCAUUGUCACUGCAUAUUGACGGCUACGACAUCCACACUUAUUGCUGUGUUUUUCAGGGCCAUUCCGUGCAAUUUGCCUUCACUAUUCAGCCCAUUUUAGUGUGUCUGCUGGCGCAAGCAUGGGGGAGAGGGAAAGGAGAUGUUCAGAGCUUAGAUGGAUUUUAUUCUAUAAAUGGAGAUAAAAAAUGGACUGGUAGUUCCAUGAUUUGGGAUGAGAUCAGUGGAUUUAAUACAGAAAAACUACUGAAUGUAUUUCAUUUCACUGAGUGCAUCAGAAUUUAUCUAUCUAUACUGUGUUAAUAUCUGUUAUCCCACAACUGCUCCUCUGUUUGUGUGCAGCAGUGGAAAAAUGUGCUGCCACAAUGUGUCAUCCCUGGAAUAAAAACAGAAUGUCCAAUUUAUCUAGAGUAUAAUAUAGCAAAAUAUUUACAGAGAGCUGCUUUUUAUUACCACAGACUUUAUAUUCCUGUAUAUUUUUAAUGGCGACAAAGUUAUUACAAGGUCCCAUGUUUUUUUUUUCUUUUCCAUAACAUUAUUUCAUGCCAACCCAGUAGAUCUCUCAACUAGCCUCUAAAUGAGACUAAAACUCAUGACACCCCAUAGCGCCUAAACAAGAUCAACACGGCCCUUGAACGCCUCAAUAAAACAACAAAACAGUAAAAGACAAAGAUUCAGUGUCGAUGUCUUGCUGUACACCAAAAGGGUUACCUGUAAAGAAAUGGACAAACGUGGACUUGAGCAGACUGUGUGUAACUACAGAGAGUUAACUAUAGAGGGAAAGUGUCUCUAAGAAAAGACGACAUGUUAACGAAUAAAAACUUUUUUUGUACAGAGAUAUAUUUUUAUGAAAAUACAUUUGUAAUAUAAAAAGAAAAAAUGGAUUGACAUAUAUGUAAAUGUUUUUCUUUUUCAUUAUUGUAGUACAAAUGCUAGUGGGGAGUAUAUGAAAAAUCUCUAUAUAUAAAUAUAUAUAUAUAUAUAUAAAUAUAUACAAAGAAAAAUAGAAACAAGGCUUUUUGUAUAUGUAAAAAAGAUUGUACAUAAAAGUUUACAUACAUACUGUACAUAUGUAAGACCCACCAUGGCUUGUCUGCAAUAUAUAAAAUGUAUUUUAUCCGUCUGUAUAUGAUGCUUUGCAUUGUGUCUAAGCUUAUUCUACUUUCUUGAACUUGAAACUUAUUUUGAAGGUUUUGGAAUAAAAUAUAAAACCUA